This is a messenger RNA of Pelobates cultripes (western spadefoot toad), 772 nucleotides long. Lineage: Eukaryota; Metazoa; Chordata; Amphibia; Anura; Pelobatidae. The record is from the annotation of a GenBank genome assembly.
GAACAUUGAGGAGACAGAAGGAAAGAAGUUGCCCUCCGUUCCAGAAAGCCUUGAAAAAAGACGGAAGCUUUUUGCUGCUCAGAAAGCUAAAAGGAUCAAAAAGAUCCUUUCUUAGAAAAAGAUCUGUAAAAAAAAAAAAGGGAAGAUCAUAUACAAGAGAGCUGAAGGAUACUACAAGUAAUACAGGCAAAUGGUCAGACUUGCAAUUCGUGUGUCAAUACAUGCCCCGCAAAGCUGGAAACUACUCUGUACCUGCUGAACUUAAAUUGGCUUUUGUGGUCAGAAUUCGAGGUAUUAACGGUGUUAGCCCAAAGGUUCGUAAGGUGUUGCAACUUCUCCGUCUUCGUCAGAUCUUUAAUGGCACAUUUGUGAAAAUGAACAAGGCAUCCAUUAACAUGCUCAGGCUGGUGGAACCAUACAUUGCUUGGGGAUAUCCCAAUUUAAAGUCUGUGAGAUCGCUAAUCUACAAGCGUGGAUACCUGAAGAUCCGCAAGCAGCGUAUCCCUCUGACAGACAACUCUCUCAUUGAGAGGCAUUUAGGCAAGACUGGCAUCAUUUGUGUCGAAGAUCUAAUUCCUGAAAUUUACACCAUUGACAAAAACUUCAAGAAGGAAAACAACUUUCUUUGGCCAUUCAAACUUUCUUCUCCCAAAGGUGGAAUGAAGAAGAAAACUACACACUUUGUGGAUGGUGGUGAUGCUGGUAACAGGGAAGAUCAGAUCAACAGACUUAUUAGAAGAAUGAACUAAAGGUUUUUCAAAGACACUUUUUU